Hippoglossus stenolepis (Pacific halibut) is the source of this 3468-nucleotide messenger RNA. RefSeq names its product intraflagellar transport 88 homolog (gene ift88). The transcript is spliced from 28 exons. NCBI's taxonomy places the organism in Eukaryota, Metazoa, Chordata, Actinopteri, Pleuronectiformes, Pleuronectidae. The coding region runs from base 127 to 2721 and encodes 864 amino acids. Gene Ontology annotation, cellular component: non-motile cilium; centriole; ciliary base. Gene Ontology annotation, molecular function: kinesin binding. Gene Ontology annotation, biological process: inner ear receptor cell stereocilium organization; non-motile cilium assembly; kidney development. The record is from RefSeq and is a predicted model, not a curated record.
UGUGGGAUUGAUCCGCUGAAAACGACAACAAACUGACUUUUUGCUGCUACUCGGCGAUGCUUAGUGUUUUACUUCCACAUUUAUAGACUUCUCCUCCCCGCACCUCUCAGGAGGAGAAGAGGAGACAUGGAAAACGUGCAUCUGGCUCUGGAGGAGGAGGACCUCUACUCCGGGUACAACGACUACAAUCCAACAUUUGACUCCGAGGAGUUGGAGAAUGAUGCAGGCUUCCAGCAAGCAGUGAGGACCAGUCAUGGAAGAAGACCCCCGAUGACUGCCAAAUUUCCCGGCACUGCCAUUGGAGCUCGGCCUUUAGGGACUUCAUUUGGAUCUCGGAUCCCUAUGACAUCUUCAAUGGGCAGACCUGUGACUGGAGCUGUGCAGGACGGAGCCGCCCGACCAAUGACUGCUGUAAGAGCCGCAGGUUACACCUCCUCCCUGACUCGUGGCUCAACUUUUGACCCUCUGGGACAGUCCAGAGGCCCCGCCCCUUCACUAGAAGCCAAGAAUGAGGAUACGCCUGAGGAGAAGAUAAAGAUCCUGGAGAAGAAAGUGAAUGACUUGAUAGAAGAGAGCUGCAUGGCACAGAGCAUUGGAGCCUUACAACUGUCUCUUGAAAAAGCCAAGGAGGCAGGGAGGAAGGAGAGAGCACUGGUGAGACAGAGGGAACAGACUGGAAAUGCUGACCACAUCAAUUUAGACCUCACCUACUCGGUUUUGCUCAACCUUGCCAACCAGUAUGAGAACAAUGAAAUGUACCCCGAGGCCCUAAACAGCUACCAGGUCAUUGUGAAGAACAAGAUGUUCAAUAAUGCAGGCCGACUAAAGGUCAACAUGGCCAACAUCUACUUCAAACAGAAAAACUACCCCAAAGCCAUCAAGUUCUACAGAAUGGCGCUGGAUCAGAUCUCCAACGCUCACAAAGAAAUGAGGAUCAAGAUCAUGCAGAACAUCGGCGUGGUCUUUGUUCGCAUGGGUCAGUACUCGGAUGCCAUUACAUCGUUCGAACACAUCAUGAGCGAGAGCCCCAACAUUAAGACGGGCUUCAACCUCAUCCUGUGCUACUACGCCAUCGGUGACAGGGAGAGGAUGAAGAAGGCCUUUCAGAAGCUCAUUUCGGUCCCUCUGGGCAUCGAUGAUGACGACAAAUACAUCCCAUCUAAUGACGACACCAGUUCCAAUAUGGUCAUUGAGGCCAUUAAGAAUGACAAGCUUCACCAGAUGGAGAGAGAUCUAAAAGUCCUGGCUGAGAAAUACAUCAUGACUGCAGCCAAACUCAUCGCUCCGACUAUUGAGACCUCCUUUGCCACUGGAUUUGACUGGUGUGUGGACAUGGUGAAAAGUUCUCAGUACGUCGAGCUAGCCAAUGAUCUUGAGAUCAACAAAGCCAUCACCUAUCUCAGACAGAAGGACUUCAACCAGGUUGAGGCAGUUGAAACCCUGAAAACAUUCGAGAAGAAGGACAGCAGAGUGAAGAGCGCUGCAGCCACCAACCUUUCUUUCCUUCACUUCCUGGAGAAGGAAUAUGAGCAGGCUGAGCGCUACGCUGACCUCGCCAUGACCGCCGAUCGCUACAAUCCAGCAGCACUAAUCAACAAGGGCAACACCCUGUUCGUCAAACAGGACUAUGAGAAGGCUGCAGAGUUCUACAAAGAAGCGCUGAGGAACGACUCCUCCUGCACCGAGGCCCUCUACAACCUGGGUCUAUCCUACAAAAAACUGAAUCGCCUGGAGGAGGCUCUGGACUGCUUCCUGAAGCUCCAUGCCAUUCUGAGGAACAGUGCCCAGGUCAUGUACCAGCUGGCUCAUCUCUAUGAGCUUCUGGAGGAUUCCCAACAGGCCAUCGAGUGGUUGAUGCAGGUCAUCAGUGUAACUCCCACAGACCCACAGGCACUGGCCAAGCUGGGGGAGCUGCACGAUGGCGAGGGGGACAAGUCCCAGGCCUUUCAGUACUACUAUGAUUCUUUCAGAUACUUCCCCUCCAACAUCGAUGUGAUUGAGUGGCUCGGGGCGUAUUACAUCGAGACUCAGUUUUGUGAAAAAGCCAUUCAGUACUUUGAAAGAGCCACACUCAUUCAACCAACCCAGGUGAAGUGGCAGCUAAUGGUGGCAAGCUGCUACAGAAGAAGUGGAAACUACCAGAAAGCUCUGGAAACAUAUAAAGACAUCCACCACAAGUUUCCAGAAAAUGUGGAAUGUCUGCGUUUCCUGGUGAGGCUGUGCACGGACAUGGGACUGAAUGAAGUUCAAGAAUACGCCACCAAGCUGAAGAAGGUGGAGAAGAUGAAGGAGAUGAGAGAACAGAGAGUGAAGUCGGGCAGAGAGGGAAGUGCCAGAGGUCGGAGAGAAGGCAGAGAGGGCAGCGGCGGGAGUGCCGGCCCCUCCACAUCUGUCCUCACCUCUCCUAAGAAGGCCAGAGUUAUGGAGGACGUCAAAGCAGUUGCUCAGUCUGAGUCUAAACAACUCAGUCCACUGUUGGACUCAGGGAAAGACAGCAGCCACAGUAGCAACAGCACUAAGGGAGAGCGGCUGAGCGCCAGGAUGAGGUCACUUCCUGCCUCCAACGAGCCCUACGAGGCCAACAGCCCAAAAGAACUGGAUGCGUCCUACGUGGAUCCACUGGGGCCUCAGAUGGAGAGGCCGAAGACAGGGGCCAAGAAGCGAGUGGAGGAUGACGACUUCGCGGAUGAAGAGCUGGGAGACGACCUGCUGCCCGAGUAGCGUCAUAAUAUAUUUUACAUUUUCAACUUUUACAUGGUAAACACUUUACUUUUCACAGUUAUGGUCCAAAUGAAUGUUUACAUCAGCAGUGCAGAAGUCUGAUGUCUUCACCUCUGUCACAUUUGGAAAAGUAAAUAUUUAUACAUGUGUAUUUAGCGGAGGAAUACUUAUACUUAUAAUGUAUAUAGACUUAUAUACAUGGACUGAUUGCAAAAUGUUCUUCAGGAAGCUGCUCAGUAUUUUCCACAGCUUUGUUGUUGUUUUGUCCUCCAGCACAAUGAAACUGACAUUUAACAACAACAGUGACGCUUAACUUAAAUUUGAACCUGUUUACAUGAAUUAUGUUGAGAUAUUCUUGGACGUCUUGUUCCAGCCCAGGAGUGAAUGUGUUGCGCAGUUUACUCAGCGUGGAUUUGAACUUCUGCCCAAAAAGCGAUAAGGAUGAAAUGUUGCAUCUUUAUCCUCACGUCACCUUUUCUCCUUUUAAACCCAGUGCUGGAGCCAAACAAUGAAAGACAUGACAUAUGUUUCUGACUGUAUGUUUCCAUGUGUGACCCUGGGAACCUUCUGGAGAAUCCAUCAGCACAUCACAUUCACCAGACUCAUGUAAUAAAUCCAUUACAGGCCCACUGUUGUAAUAUGUACCAAAAAUGUUUAUUUGUAGUAUAAUAUUUAUAUUUUCUUGUUUGUUCAUUCAUUUUUUGUUAAGUACACGAUUAAAAGAGACAAUAUUUAUCUAACAUUUAA